Molecule: messenger RNA, 2358 nt
Organism: Cryptomeria japonica (Japanese cedar)
Lineage: Eukaryota; Viridiplantae; Streptophyta; Pinopsida; Cupressales; Cupressaceae
Product: G-type lectin S-receptor-like serine/threonine-protein kinase At2g19130
Exons: 1
Coding region: 1-2358 (785 amino acids)
Biological process (GO): protein phosphorylation; recognition of pollen
Molecular function (GO): ATP binding; protein serine/threonine kinase activity
Source: RefSeq, a predicted model, not a curated record
AUGGGAGGGAGCUGUCGACUAGCACAUAUGAUCUUCACUCUUACUGUACUAAUUAUAAUAGGCAACUGUAACAGAAUAUCUGCCGGUAAGGGAGAUUCUCUUUCCUUGGGCUCAUCGCUCAUUGGAAAUCAGACAAUAAUUUCAAAGAAUAGGACGUUUGAAUUGGGGUUUUUCAGCCCAAAUGGAGGCAAUAACUGGUAUCUCGGCAUCUGGUAUGCCAACAUAGCAGACAAGAUCAUCGCUUGGGUGGCUAAUAGGGAGAGUCCGGUGAAAAACAAGCCUGGCGUUCUGAAGCUGUCAAAAGAAGGUAAUCUGGGACUGCUUGAUGUAGAGGGCACGUCUCUUUGGUCGGUCGAUGUAUCAAACAAGAUCUCACGUGCUGUGCUGUUAGAAUCUGGAAAUUUUAUUAUGUUGAGCGAUGACAAUAAAUCUGAGACUCUUUGGCAGAGUUUAGACUAUCCUGUAGAUACCGUGUUGCCCGGGAUGAGGAUCAGUGGAAAGAAAAAGCUAGUCGGUUGGAAAAGCUCAUUUGAUCCUGCUCCUGGGCUUUUCUCCCUUCACUUGGAUCCAUCUGGAGCUGAGCAAUUCGUGCUAACAUGGAACAUUUCCGUCCAGUAUUGGGCGAGUGGAACUUGGGACGGCCACAUAUUCAGUGCAAUUCCGGAAAUGGUAAACGGAGACUACUACGAAGCCACCAUUGAAAAUACAAGCUCUGGUUUGUAUUUCAGUUAUAAAUUGCUAAACGGGGCAUCACGUUUUCUCCAACUUAAGUCUGGAGGAAUACAAGAAUAUGCUUUGUUUGAUGGCACUAAAUGUACCUUGGUGGCCACUCACCCCAGAGAUCAAUGCCGCGUAUAUGGUUUUUGUGGCGCUUACGGAAGCUGCAACUCCAACAAUCUUCAAUUUUGCAGUUGCGUGGAAAGCUUUGCCCCGGCAGACAUCCGCGCCUGGAAUUCGCAAGACUGGUGGUCAAGUGGCUGUGUUCGGCAGAGCCCAUUAAACUGCAGUGCCCAAAAAGGCAGCACUGACGAAUUUAUCGAGCCUGGUGUAACGUUGCCUGAUGAUUCAGCUACGUCGUACUCGGCACCCACAAAGGAAGAUUGCGAGAAAGCAUGCCUCCGCAACUGCUCGUGCACAGCCUUCGCUUUCAUUUCUCCUUCGGGACCCUGUCAAAUCUGGUCCGGAGAUUUGCUAAACAUGCAUAAUUCUCAAUCAAAUAGCGGAUCGACUGUUUCCAUUCGCGUAGCAGCCUCUGCACUUCCAAAGUUUCACAAACCGUCGUCCAGCAAACUGAAAAUCAUAAUUAUUGUGACUGCUCUCGCCCUUGCUUUGAGCAUAUUUUCAUUUUUUAUGUGGCUAAGAUAUCGGAUACGACCACCUAUGGAGACGUCUGAGGAUUCCUCGGACUCUUCUCUUAAAAUGUUUAGUUACAAGGAGUUGAAGAUUGCUACGAGGAAUUUUAGGUCUAAGUUGGGGAGUGGAGGAUUCGGCUCAGUUUUCAAAGGAUCUUUAAAAGACGGUACACUUGUAACCGUAAAGAAACUGGAAGGUUCAAGACAACAUGAUAAGCAAUUCCGGGCGGAAAUCAGUUCUCUUGGCAACAUACAACAUGCGAAUUUGAUCAGGCUUCGAGGGUUUUGUGCAGAAGGAUCCAGAAGGUUACUAGUUUAUGAUUACAUGCCCAAAGGCUCUCUAAAUUCCUUACUGUUCACUAGUAAUUCCAUAAGUAAAGGGAAGGUACUGGACUGGAAAACCCGAUUCCAGAUCGCUUUAGGCACUGCACGAGGUUUAGUUUAUCUCCACGAGGAGUGUAGAAAUCGCAUCAUUCAUGGCGAUAUAAAGCCCGAAAACAUUCUUCUGGAUUGUAAUUUUUUACCCAAGUUAGCAGAUUUUGGGUUGUCAAAGCUUGUGGGCAGAGAUUUCAGCCACUUACUGACUACAACGAGAGGAACAAUAGGGUAUUUGGCUCCAGAGUGGAUCUCCGGUCUUCCCAUCUCUCCCAAGGUUGAUGUUUACAGUUUUGGUAUUACGCUCUUGGAAAUCAUUUCUGGUCGAAGAAGUUUAGAUUUAAACGUGCAAGAUUCAAGUAAGUAUUACUUUCCUGCCUGGGCUGCAACUCAAAUUUGCCAGGGGAAGAUGAUUAGUGUUGUGGACGAAGGUAUUGCAGCGGAGACAGAUAUUGAAGAGGUCAGAAGAGCAACCGUUGUAGCAUUGCUAUGCCUUGAAAGGGAUGAGGAGGUGAGGCCAAGCAUGGGACAAGUGGUGCGUAUGCUGGAAGGGAAUAUGAAGCCUCAAACUCCCCAGCUGCUGAGCUCUGCACUCGUGGACAAACAGGCAGACCGAAGCGACACAAGCUAA